Drosophila hydei is the source of this 3041-nucleotide messenger RNA. It is a transcript of the gene Lgr1, whose product is annotated as lutropin-choriogonadotropic hormone receptor. The coding region runs from base 238 to 2682 and encodes 814 amino acids. The record is from RefSeq and is a predicted model, not a curated record. Gene Ontology annotation, cellular component: membrane. NCBI's taxonomy places the organism in Eukaryota, Metazoa, Arthropoda, Insecta, Diptera, Drosophilidae. Gene Ontology annotation, biological process: G protein-coupled receptor signaling pathway. The transcript has 18 exons. Gene Ontology annotation, molecular function: G protein-coupled receptor activity; protein binding; protein-hormone receptor activity.
AAUUGGCUUAUUUUUGUUCGCGCUAGAGCACAACAAGUGAGGCGAAAUACUACACCUGAUCAGCGUACUAUAAGAAGACUAGCAAAAUGAAUCAAAAGACGACGAAUUAUACGACCAGAGUAGAGUUGAUUACCCAACAGGUGAACACCUCAGCCUCAAUACAUCUGUAAUCGAAGCGACGCAAGCAAAUCUGAACAACAAUAAGAUUAACAUUGGACGUGCAACUCAUCAGCAAACAUGAAGUGCACGCUAAUUAUAGCUAGAUUUGAUUACUUGGCCCUCAUCUUGCUUUCACUGGUCUAUUGUUCUCGACAAGCAAACACUAAUUGCUAUGACAGCGACAACGGGUUUAAUACCUUUAUUAAUAAUCUGCCGCCUGAUAAGGCGAAUGCAACCGAUACGUUCGCCGCAGCCACCCAGGCGCCGACAGUAGCAAUGACAAGCAAUGCGACUAUUGAUACUUCUGUUUGGAAGUGUUGCUGCUGGGAAGCAACCAAUCAAAACGAGUUCGAAUGCCGUUGCGAGGGCGCAGCGUUGACACGAGUGCCGCAAACUUUAAAGUUGCCACUGCAGAGGCUCACAAUUGCAUCAGCGGGGCUCCCGCGCCUGCGGUCGAUGGGGCUAAAAGUUUAUGCCUCUACUUUAUUGGAUGUAGCUUUUAUAGACUGUUUGCAGCUUGAGGCCAUACAGAACGGAGCUUUCUCGAACUUAACGGUUCUUCGCACCAUCUACAUUUCGAAUGCGCCCAAAUUAAGUUACCUCUCCAAAAAUGUGUUUGAGGGAAUUUCCGAUACCAUUGAAAUCAUACGGAUUAUAAAUAGUGGAUUAACAACUGUGCCAGAUCUGGGACAUUUACCGCCCUAUAAUAUAUUGCAAAUGAUAGAUCUCGAUAACAAUCAAAUUUCUCGAAUUGAUUCUAAAUCCAUCCAAGUGAAGACUGCACAAUUUGUUUUAGCAAACAAUGACAUAGCUUUUAUUGACGAUUCUGCCUUUCUGGGUUCGAAAAUUGCAAAACUUUCAUUGAAUGAUAAUCCCAGACUUAGCGACAUUCAUCCGAAUGCAUUCAAUGGCAUCAUAGACAUGACAGAACUUGAUCUCUCAAGCACAUCUCUUGAACGCCUACCAUCAGCUGGACUUCAGACCGUCGAAGUAUUAUACAUAACCAAUACGCACACCUUGAAGACAAUACCUUCCAUAUAUAAUUUUCAGAACUUACAGCGGGCUCACUUGACGCACUCGUUUCACUGCUGUGCAUUUCAAUUUCCGUCGAGGCAUGAUCCCAAGAGGCACGCUCAACGCAUGCAAGAAUUGCAGAAGUGGAGAGAUCAAUGCAACAGCAACCGCAAUUUGCACACAAGUCUUGAAAGAAGCUUAAGAGAUAACAAUCUCACGCCAUUGGCGCAUUUGUCGGAAGUGCAUCAUAGUGACUCUACCGUAAACAAUCUGCUGGCAGAUCCUACGCCCAACUCGUACGACUAUAUGGCUGAUUCUACAAUGAACAACAUUGGCAUUUUCCAUGAACAGAUAACAAUCAAUCCCGAAGAUGACCAACUGGCUGAGUAUUGCGGCAACUUCACAUUUAGAAAGCCAAACAUUGAGUGUUAUCCCAUGCCCAACGCUUUAAAUCCGUGUGAGGACGUCAUGGGCUAUCAGUGGCUUCGCAUAGCUGUUUGGAUUGUGGUUGCACUGGCUAUUGUUGGCAACGUGGCCGUUCUCACUGUUAUACUUUCAAUUAGAUCCGAGAGUCCCUCAGUGCCACGCUUCCUUAUAUGCCAUCUUGCUUUUGCCGACUUGUGCUUGGGGCUCUACUUGCUACUUAUUGCCUCAAUCGAUGCUCACUCAAUGGGCGAGUACUUCAACUAUGCCUUUGAUUGGCAGUAUGGCUGGGGUUGCCAGAUUGCUGGAUUUUUAACCGUCUUUGCUAGUCACCUGUCGCUCUUUACCUUGACUGUCAUCACGAUUGAACGCUGGUUUGCCAUCACGCACGCAAUGUAUCUAAAUAAACGCAUAAAGUUGCGUCCAGCUGCCUUCAUUAUGCUACUGGGCUGGAUCUACUCCAUAGCAAUGUCCUCGCUGCCCUUGUUUGGGAUAAGUAAUUAUUCAUCAACUAGCAUUUGUCUACCCAUGGAGAAACGCGAUAUAUACGACUCCAUAUAUUUGAUAUUGAUUUUGGGCUGCAACUUUCUAGCAUUCACAAUUAUUGCCAUAUGCUACUCUCAAAUAUAUCUGUCUCUCGGUGAGGAAACGCGACGGGCACGACAGAACAAUCCGGGCGAGAUGAGUGUGGCCAAGAAGAUGGCACUUCUAGUCUUCAUAAAUUUUAGCUGUGGAGCACCAAUUGCAUUUUUUGGUCUUACCGCAUUAGCUGGCUACCCGUUAAUUAACGUUACCAAGUCCAAAAUAUUACUUGUCUUCUUCUAUCCACUAAAUUCUUGUGCGGAUCCAUACUUAUACGCCAUCUUAACAUCCCAAUAUCGACAGGAUUUGUUGACCCUAUUGUCAAAGUUUGGUAUUUGUCGUCAAAGCGCUCUCAAGUACAAGCACAGCGAUUCGAUGCAUGGCACGUCCCACUAUACCAUUCGCGGCUCCAUUGACCGGGAACAUUGCGUUGGCCAAAAGUGCCAAAAAGUUGUGGCUGCGGAGGCGCAAAGAAUGCUAAAAAAUAAGGAGGAUUAUGUGUAAAUAACACAGGUCAACCAAGUUUAGAAAGAACUUUAUGAACAAGAAUAACACUACUUUUCUGAUCGACUUUUUGCUGUGCUAAACUCAGAAUAAGCCUAUUACGUCAGGUUAUUCGGGUACAAUUCUUGUCUACUCUUAUAUCAAGAUAAAUGCUGUUUUUCAAGAUGACAGAGAAAAAGAGUUGACAGAGAAAGAUAGAAAGACAGAGUAAGGGCGGGAGGGGAGUAAGUUCAACUUGAAGACGGAAUAAAUUUUCCAAUACUGUAACGGUUCUCUUCUAUGCUAUGCAGCUAUAUCGGUUUCAGCCUCGAAUUCAACACGUCAAAAAGGGAUUCGCUCAGAAGAGUUGUCUUCGGAUA